Molecule: messenger RNA, 1090 nt
Organism: Pichia membranifaciens NRRL Y-2026
Lineage: Eukaryota; Fungi; Ascomycota; Pichiomycetes; Pichiales; Pichiaceae
Exons: 1
Coding region: 157-993 (278 amino acids)
Biological process (GO): fatty acid beta-oxidation
Cellular component (GO): peroxisomal matrix
Source: RefSeq, a predicted model, not a curated record
GUUACUCCGAGAAGUGUUUCCUGACAGCCGUUUCGGCGGCAGGCAUAUAUAAAUAGCAGAGGCCAAGCCCGUUACAGCUUCUGCCCUUCUGUAGUACUAGACUCUGUGUUUACGUUGUCUGCCCGCAUCCCCCUGUAAACCACUUUCUUACACACUAUGACAGAAGAAACGCUUACGCACAGAGUCAACGGACCGGUGUUUGAGAUACACAUCAACAACCCACAGGCUCUCAACUCCUUUACAAUCCCAGAGUUUGUCAAGCUUGCCGAGCUGUUCGACCUCGCAGACAGAAAUGAAGAUACAAAGGUAACGUUACUCACCUCAACAGGCACAUUCUUCUCUACAGGGGCCAACAUCAAAUUCAUUUCCAAACUGGUGGAAAGGCCCAGGAUAGAUUACUACGAUCACAUCACAUCCAAAAAUAUCCUUUUGGUUCACACUAUACUCAAUCACAAAAAGCUCAUUGUUGUGGCCUUGAACGGACCUGUGAUUGGGCUUUCUGCCGCCUUGGUGUGUCUUAUGGACGUUGUCUAUGCCCGGGUGCCAACCGACAAGAAGAGCAUCUCGCCAUAUAUGCAGUUCCCCUUCUCCAGUAUCGGGUUAGUGAACGAAUGCGGCGUAUCUGCUUCAUUGCCGUACAGACUAGGGUUGACUAGGAGCUUGGAAGCUGUCAGUAUGGCACGUAGAAUAAUGUUGGAUGAGUUAGUUUCCUCUGGUGUGGUCUCAAAAACAUUCCGUGCAGACUCAGCGGAAGCCUUUAACAAGCAGAUCUGCUCGGAGGUUUCCAAGAUGGUUAGCGCAUUAGCAGUAGACUCGAUGGUAGAAAACAAGAAGAUGAUCAGAAUGGCAUUCGAUGAGCAGGUCGGGAAACAGAUUGUCAGUGAAAGCCUGUCAGGCUUGAACAGAUGGGUCGACGAAAGACCCCAGACUGCGUUCAAAUUUAUGGUUGAAAACAACAGAAAGGGGGAGAAGAAGCUCAUGAGUAAACUCUGAGUCGUAUAGGUAUCUUUUAACUGUUGAUAGAUGAAUGAAGUAAAAAAAAUAAUCUUGACAAAAAGACUUUAACCUAUUAGUUGAUGCGAGGUUCGAA